AUGAAAGAAUUUGUCCAUAUCUCUGCCAAAGAUGGCACCGUGGUGUUUUCUCUGGGGCCAGUUGUGCAAAAUCUUACGGAAGGGAAGGCUGAUCUCAUCGUUUCAGACUUGGCCCAGAUUCCACAGAAGAAGAAGAAACAACCAGUCCAUAUCCGUGAUGAAUCUGUAAACAGAGCUUCCAUUCUUUUUGAUCCCAACAACUCAUCCGCUCUUAAAAUUGAAGUCUUUCCUACAUCUUUAACUAAAACUGAGUUCGAGAAUAUCGCCAUGCAAGAGGUUAAGAGAUGGUUAGAACUUCCAAAAGAUACAUUUUGGUUAUAUUUUUCACAAAUGCAAGAAAUCAUGUGGAGGUUUGGUGACAUAACUAGAAAUUUCUGUAAAGAUGUGGUUUCAAAUAAGAAAUUAAUGAAGAAAUUACAAGAGUCAAGAUUUGACGUCGUUUUUGGAGAUGCUAUUUUUCCCUGUAGUGAGCUGCUGGCUGAGCUAUUUAACAUACCCCUUGUGUACAGUCUCCGCUACACUCCUGGCUACGUUUUUGAAAAGCAUUGUGGAGGAUUUCUUUUCCCUCCCUCUUACGUACCUGUUGUUAUGUCAGAAUUAAGUGAUCAAAUGACUUUCAUGGAGAGGGUAAAAAAUAUGAUCUAUAUGCUUUCUUUUGACUUUUAUUUCCAAAUGUAUGACAUGAAGAAGUGGGAUCAGUUUUAUAGUGAAGUUCUAGGAAGACCCACUACAUUAUCUGAGACAAUGGGGAAAGCUGACAUAUGGCUUAUUCGAAACUCCUGGAAUUUUCAGUUUCCACAUCCACUCUUACCAAAUGUUGAUUUUGUUGGAGGACUCCACUGCAAACCUGCCAAACCCCUACCUAAGGAAAUGGAAGAGUUUGUACAGAGCUCUGGAGAAAAUGGUGUUGUGGUGUUUUCUCUGGGGUCAAUGGUCACUAACAUGAAAGAAGAAAGGGCCAACGUAAUUGCAUCAGCCCUUGCCCAGAUCCCACAAAAG
Mandrillus leucophaeus (drill) is the source of this 999-nucleotide messenger RNA. RefSeq names its product UDP-glucuronosyltransferase 2B9-like. Gene Ontology annotation, molecular function: UDP-glycosyltransferase activity. Lineage: Eukaryota; Metazoa; Chordata; Mammalia; Primates; Cercopithecidae. The record is from RefSeq and is a predicted model, not a curated record. The annotation marks the transcript as partial. The transcript is spliced from 5 exons.